Molecule: messenger RNA, 1813 nt
Organism: Oldenlandia corymbosa var. corymbosa
Lineage: Eukaryota; Viridiplantae; Streptophyta; Magnoliopsida; Gentianales; Rubiaceae
Source: the annotation of a GenBank genome assembly
UGUUAAUAUGUUGUUAUUAAACGACAACGUAAGAGAAUAAUUAAUUUUUAUUACCCGCCAACGUAAAUAAUAUAAAAUAAAGAAAUUACUGGAACCAUAUUUAAUGGGAAAAAUUUAUCCUAUCUAUUUCGGCGAUCCCCGAACAAAUUGAUAGAAGUCGACGAAGACAUUAUUUAUAAUAUAUAUAUCCUUCUCGAUCUCAAACCCACCAAAAAACAGAACAAAAUUAAUCAAUUUCCUCUUCAAAAUUUCUGCAGUAGCUUUGCAACCCUUCUGUAUAUACUUGUGACAUUCGAAUCUAUAUUGUCUUGGAGUUGUUCCUUACUCCAUAAUAUACUUUUCCACAGAUUCCUGCGGGUCGGUGGAGAGUGGUUUGAUUGGCGGAGGAGCUGAUCACUCCAAAGAUGGAGUCUUGUAUAGAUUUUUUGGAAUGCCUUGAAACUGAUAUGGUGCUGAAUAUCUUGAAGUGUAUGGAUGAUCCAGCUGAUCUUCUACGCGCUAGUAUCGUGUCACGGGGUUGGAGAGACUUUGUUGUUGCCAAUAAGCUUUCUAAGAUCCUCUGUGUUGGACGGUUUCCCCAACUGGCCAAUGUUGUAGAUGUAGCAGAAUUUAAUUGUAAGAAAACGGUGUCUACUGAUGUUGGAUCUAGCAGCUCCUCGGAGAGGGAGAUUCUCUCAAGUGAUCAUAAGGCUUUUGCUUCUCUGCUUCAUACUCUUACGAAACUAAUACCUUCGCCUACAGAAUGCAUUAAGGAAGCAUUUAGUGCUUCUAGCACAGAUAACUAUCCAGAUGAAAGCGUAGUUCAUACAUUAGAUCCAAGAGACAGGUUUGCAAGGAGAGCUUCGUACUGGUCAAGUAAAGGGCAAAAAGAUCCUUCUGUUCCUGAGACUCUGAUCUACAAGCUGAAAUCUGACUUUUGUGUCAUUACUGAGAUCGACAUACAGCCCUUUGAAGCCUUUUUCCAGAUGGGAUAUCCAAUAUAUUCUGCCAAUUCAGUAAGAUUUAGGUUUGGUCAUCCGAAAUCUAUAAAUGAGGUGGAAAAUUUUGAAUCACUUGAAGGGCCUGCUGACGACAAGUUCAUAUGGACAUAUACUUCGCCGAAGUUUCCGAUGGUUCAGGAAAAUCGACUGCAGCAUUUCAAGUUCCCAGAACCAGUUCUUUGCAUGGGUGGAUUUUUGCUGGUUGAGUUGUUGGGAAGGGUUCAAAGGCAAGAAAUGGAUGGAUUAUUCUACAUAUGCAUUGCGCAUGUUAAAGUUCUGGGACAACCCUUGUCACCGGCAUUUAAUGUGGAGGUCGUUGAACCUUCUGGAAAAUUUGUCUUGAAGUACUUUCCGGAGUUGCUUCCCCAAACACUGCUAAGCGCUAGUAAGGACAGAGAGCAGGAGGCUGCACCAACCCACCUUGUAGCGUCAGAAGAAAUGUUGUGGGGGCAUGUAGGUCUGUUGGAAUAUCUGGUAGGUGGAGGCCUAGAGGAGGAUGAUGAUGAUGAAGCUGGUGGAUGGGACGAGGAGAAUGAGAUGGAUCAGUUUAUUCUCUGAGUCUGCAAUCGUCUUCGUUUCCCAAAUAUUUUGCCUUCUUAUACAUACUGUAGGAAUUCUUUUGGAGUUACUAAUAAAAAGAAGCUUCUCGGAGCUUUUUAAUCUCAUGAUGUUCUUUUUUCUUAUAAACAUAAUACAGUAAUGGUUGAAAAAGUCCUUGUCAUGUGCGUCAGUGCGUGGAAACGUCACUUAGUUGAUGCUAUUUUUUUUUUUUUUUUUGACUUGUGCUUUUCUGGAGAUCAUCUAUAGUUGCGCAGGGGUCACUUUAUAUGAUC